AUGGACGAAAAUUGUGUUAUUGAGAGCUUACCUGUAAGCAACCUCAACAAUACAAAUAUUUUGAAGGGAGUUGCAGAUGAUGAUGAUCAAGAUAAUAAUGAAGCUCCGAACGGAGCUCAAGGGUGGUAG
Messenger RNA from Dentiscutata erythropus, 129 nucleotides. The record is from the annotation of a GenBank genome assembly. NCBI's taxonomy places the organism in Eukaryota, Fungi, Glomeromycota, Glomeromycetes, Diversisporales, Gigasporaceae.